UAUGGGACAGCAGCUGCCCUGAUCCGCCCAGCCUCCUUCUCUAGUUCUCACUCACUCUCUCUCUUUCUUUCUCUUUCAUUCCUGUCUUUCUUCCUCUAUCAGUCCUCUUUCCCCCCUAAACACUUCUAAUCUCCUCCACAAUGGCUGACAAACAGGGAAACGUCAAGAGAAAGGAGAGCACCAAGAAAAAGGAGAGCUCAAAGCCACAGGAGAAGGCCAAAGCAAAGGAGAGCUCAAAGCCACAGGAGAAGGCCAAAGCAAAGGAGAGCUCAAAGCCACAGGAGAAGGCCAAAGCAAAGGAGAGCUCAAAGCCACAGGAGAAUGCCAAGCCAGAGGAGAAUGCCAAGCCACUGGAAAAUGCCAAGCCAGAGGAAAACUCCAAGGGUCCUGAGGACCCGGAGAACCCUGAAGACAAGGUGGAAUUAAUGGAGCUGCCUCCCUUCGAAGUCAUUACAGGGGAUCGCAUCUCGUCCUUUUAUUUCAAAUUCCAGUUCAGAAACGUGGAGUACUCGUCCGGCCGCAACAAAACGUUCCUGUGCUACUCGGUGGAUAUCCAGGGGGGCGGCGACGUGGAGACCCUGCGGGGCUACCUGGAGGACGAGCACAUCACUGCUCCGCACGCGGAGGAGGCCUUCUUCACCCUCCUCCUGCCCGAGUGCAACCCUGAGCUGCGCUACCACGUCACCUGGUACGUGUCCUCCAGCCCCUGCGUGGCCUGCGCUGCCAAGAUUGCAGAGGUGCUGCGCAGCCGCAAGGGCAUGCGGCUCACCAUCAUGGUGGCACGCCUCUUCAUGUGGGAGGAGCCGGAGAUCCAGGAAGGCCUGAGGCAGCUGAGAGCCGCCGGCUGCAAGCUGAAGAUCAUGAAGCCGGCCGACUUCAUCUACACCUGGGAUACCUACGUGGAGCCCGAGGGACAGACGUUCACUCCCUGGGUGGACACGCAGGAGAACUACGAGUACUACGAAGAGAAGCUGUCCGAGAUACUGCAGUGACAGCAGAGGACUGGAAUGCUGUCUGUCAUCGUAACAUGAGUCUGGGCUACCUGACAUCUGACCUCUUCUCUUUCACUCACAAAAUCAACCUUCAGACACCUGCUUUCCUUCUCUAAGUAUUCUGCAAAUACGCUUGUUCUAAUAAUCACAGUAACGCUUUUCUGUUGUGGGACUGGGUUAAAACGUGACUCUUGUCGGUAAGGUGGUCCUUUUACACAGUACAUAUCGUAUCAGAGUAGAUCCAUCAGGGUGCUUCGCUGUGUUUGAUGUUCCCCUUUGAUGCGCCCAACCCCCCUCUCCAAGGAGAGCAUUGCUCAACACCGACACCAACUGGUUACACAGCGUCCUACAGCUGUGGACUUCUAUUCAAACCUCCACUGGCUCAUCCACGACCUUGGCCAACAAUGCACUCAUGUUCUUAUUCCCUUUUGAAGAGUGAUUUACAAUGAAGUGCAGAUUUUCCUUCUAGUAUUCAGUUGCACCCAGUGUGUAAACUAACAGUCCUUCAUUUUACAUGCCCGAUGCAUCUGUUUUUUCUUGUUGUGCCCUAUAAAGCUUUUAUUAUAUAUUUUUUAUGUAUUUUAUGUCAUCUGCAUAACCAACGCAAUCCUCUUUUUAUUUUAGGUUUUUGUUUCAUGAGCUCUAACAGAACAGCGGAUGACAUGUAUAACCUCCCACUGCUGCAGGGGAGGCAGGAGUCGAACGCUUCGGCUUCCAGAAUAAAGUAGACAGCAGGUUUAUAAAGUUAACUGUAAUGGAAAAAAAAAUCUCAUUGCUCAUGAAGCUGAGCGCACAGGCGGUUUAACUAUGAAGAGAACAGGACAUGAGGCCAAAGAAUCAUUUCUUCUGAUAACCCUGCACAUGAUUGUGGUACAGCUAUACAGCUAUGGCCAAAAGCUUUGCAUCACCCUAUACAAUUAACUCAUUUUGCUUCAUAGAGUCAAAUGAAACCUGCUGAAUAAUGUUACAUUAACAUAUUGAAUUGCAUACUGAUUUGUAGUUUCCCUUAUAUAUAUUUUCCUUAUAUAUAUAUCUGACAAAUUGAAAAAUGUGACAUUUCAAAAUCUAACAAUACUACCAUUAGCCAUUCGGUAGACAGAUGCAAUUUUGUAGUUUCUUUGAUUACAUGAAGCUAAAAUUAUAUUAAUAGUUUUUCUUUUUCUUUUUUAAAUUAUGUCUCAAUCCUAAAAUUCCAUGUGAUGCAAACCUUCUGGCUUUAAGAUCUGUUGGUUCCUUGGUGUGUUAAGGGUUAAUAUCAGAAAUUACAUUUAUGUAUGGAAGAGGUGAAAUUGCUGAGGAUGCUUCUAGGGCCCUGUUCACAAAGCACAUGGAGAAGCCAUUGCAUGAACCUCCUGGGUUACUGAUCUGAAGCGUUGCAACAUGGUAAAGGUAACCCUACUUGACUCAGCUUCUCGUAGGGUUACCUUAGAAUUAUGAUUGGGAAUGUUGGAGUCAUGGAAGAAUAACAAACUUGUUUCGUGCACCUCUUGCAAAAAUAAGACAGUUAGCCUAUUUUUUUGUGGUACACAUGUCCCUUGUACCUUAAAGGGUUAAAGUCCAGCAUUGCAAUGAAAACAGGACAGUAAAGACAGAACCUUUUGCACAUCGACAUUAAAGAGAAACACGUACAGUGCUCUACAAACACACACAUCCCAUUGUAUACAUGCUCCUCAUUUGCCAUUAUGUGAAAGAAAAGUUUCUAAAUGUUCAUAUAGAUCAACAUGUUAAACUGUAUUAUUAUUAUUAUUAUUAUUAUUAUGACUGAGAGCACAACUUGUCACAUGUUUGUAUGUUUUCUUUAGCAUUUUAUUAUUUCAUUAAAAGAAUGUUUCCAAACAGA
This is a messenger RNA of Acipenser ruthenus (sterlet), 2832 nucleotides long. Its product is annotated as C->U-editing enzyme APOBEC-2-like. The transcript is spliced from 3 exons. The coding region runs from base 141 to 992 and encodes 283 amino acids. The record is from RefSeq and is a predicted model, not a curated record. Gene Ontology annotation, molecular function: cytidine deaminase activity; RNA binding. Gene Ontology annotation, cellular component: nucleus; cytoplasm. Gene Ontology annotation, biological process: cytidine to uridine editing. Lineage: Eukaryota; Metazoa; Chordata; Actinopteri; Acipenseriformes; Acipenseridae.